This is a messenger RNA of Acaromyces ingoldii, 2122 nucleotides long. RefSeq lists its product as hypothetical. Gene Ontology annotation, molecular function: histone H3T3 kinase activity; ATP binding. Gene Ontology annotation, biological process: protein phosphorylation; intracellular signal transduction; mitotic cell cycle. Bases 200 to 1699 code for a protein of 499 amino acids. NCBI's taxonomy places the organism in Eukaryota, Fungi, Basidiomycota, Exobasidiomycetes, Exobasidiales, Cryptobasidiaceae. Gene Ontology annotation, cellular component: nucleus; cytoplasm. The transcript has 5 exons. The record is from RefSeq and is a predicted model, not a curated record.
GAAUGCUCGGCGCAUCUCCUCGCUCAAAUUACUAAUUGACAGGGGACGGAAGGGCUUGGCUGGGCGUUGCGCAUUUCAAUAAGCAGUUGCGGCACGUGAACGAACGCGACCAAAUUUGACCUUUGACUGGUGGUGCCUCCACCAACAUUGCUCGAACAGCACGCUCGGAUCGCGCCGUACGACGCCAAGGACAGGGACAAUGUCGUCCGUCUCGAGGCGCAACAAAGGCCCUGCGGUCUAUGGCAGACGGAACAGGGGCUAUGGACAAAAGAUCACCCAGCACAGCUUGUCGGAAAUUCUGUCGGAUUCAUCAUUUGGUUCUUCGUCCUCGUCUUCGUGCUCGGAAAGCGCAGAUGAAGAUGUGGGGAAGGAAAAUACAUCGUCCCCACCGGCCAAAGCAACGGCAGCGGCAGCGGCAGCUGUCACGAAGUCUGGAGGAGAUUUCAUGGCCGUCAUCGACGCUAAUGCGCAACGGUCUGUGCUGACCCAACGAAACAAGCCGAGAGUACAAUGUAUGGUGGAUCGCGCUGCCAGCCGCAAGGACGUCAUUGAAGGCGGCAAGAGGGAAAAGGAUGAAGAAGAUGAGGUCGAGCAUUUGGUCAACAGCGUCGAGGCUCUCAAAGUCACAAAAUCGCGCGCUCGCAGGGGUGGCCGAAUAGCUUCAUCAUACAGGCGGAAAGCGCAUGUCUCGCCUCGUCAAGAACAGGAGCUGAGCCUCCUUCUGUCCGUCUGUCAACCGCAGAAGUUGGCUCCUCAGCCCUUUGAUGCUCUUUUGGACGAGUUAGAGUCGAGGUGUAGUGAGCCCUCUUGGUUCAAGGUCGGCGAGGCCAGCUAUUCAGAAGUCUUCCGACUGUCAUCGAGCAAACAUGUGCUCAAGGUCAUACCCAUUCAAGCUGCCGACCCGGUCCCCGACCGCAACGAAACUCUUCUCCCAGAAGAGUCUGAUAUCUGCGACGUGAGGCGAGAGGUGCAAAUGACUUCAAGACUCUCGCGGAUACACCCGGGCUUCGUUGCGCUGAAGAGCUCCCAUGUUGUCAAGGGACGUUACCCUGAUCGCCUUCUUCGCUCCUGGAGUCGUUUUGCGGACGAGAAGGAAGAUUGUGAAAAUAUUUGUCCAAGAGUUUUCGGGCCUUCGCAGCUGUACGCUGUUCUGAUUCUCGCCGAAGGUGGUCCAGAUCUGGAGCACGCCAAAUUGACAAAUUGGUGCCAGGCCUCAAGCAUCUUCUGGCAGGUGGCUGAUGCUCUGGCUGCUGCCGAAGAAGCCUGCCAGUUCGAGCAUCGCGAUCUGCACUGGGGAAACGUGCUCGUGGCUUCAGCACGUAAGGGAAAGUCAACCGCUGUCCGAGCAACAAUUAUCGACUUUACUCUUUCUCGAGCUGCAUUCGACAGCAAGGUCACCUCACACACUUUCCAAGACCAAGAGGUCUUUGAGGGUCAAGGCGACUUGCAAUUCGAAGUUUACCGGCAGAUGAAGAUUGCCACAAAAGGCAGGUGGGAGAGCAGCUGUCCACAGACUAACGUCAUGUGGCUUGGCUAUCUGCUCGAUAAAUUGCUCAGGGCAAAGGGCUUGCGAACUCCUCGCAAGGCGACUAAGAAUGAGCGAAGUUAUCAAAGUCUCGUCUCCCUUGGUCUCCACCUCUCUGACUGUACUUCAGCGAAGGAAGUCGUCGAGCGGUGUAUGGAUGCAGCUGCAUGCUAAGUGAUUCUGCAUGACGCAGUGACGCUUGGCCGACUGGAAUACCGAGGGAGCCUUUGAGGGAGGUCGGGAAAAGCGGUCAGGAAAGGCGCUAGCGGGACCAUCAACUUAAAUGUCUCACUAGUCGCCAUUGUUCUCCAUCAUCUUGAAGCUGGACAGCCUCAAAGUGCUUAUCAAACCGAGCUCGGGACUAUCACUCUACUAGCGCCAAUUAAUCUUCUGCCAAAACAGGUGGACGGACAUUCCUUCCGAAGAGGACGAGAGCUGUCAGAAUUGUACUGUCAUCUCGUCGGGCUUCAAUAUGGGUUAUUGGCGCUAAAAAUUGUGAAAAGCCACAACUUUCCUGACGACAUCAGAGAACAAUGGGACUGACUCUACUUUCGUGCAUGCACCGACGACUUGGGUCGUGAUGGGACGAAAAGCAGC